AUGGCUAGCCUUUAUUACAUCUCCAAUAUCACAAGCUCCAGGGCUCCUUCAGCCCCUCUUCCUUCUCCAGUCCAAAGCACUUUCGUCGUGGAUGAUCUCAACAUCCUAAGGCAGGUUGCCAUCACGAAAGCCAAGGUGGAUUUCUCCAGUGUGGUGUGCCUGCCCCCUUCCGUCAUUGCUGUGAAUGGGCUGGACGGAGGAGGGGCUGGCGAAAAUGACGAGGAGCCAGUGCUUGUGUCCCUGUCUGCGGUCCCCAGCCCCCAGAGUGAAGCUGUUGCCAAUGAACUGCAGGAGCUCUCCCUGCAGCCCGAGCUGAGCCUGGGCCUCCAUCCUGGCAGAAAUCCAAAUCUUCCUCCCCUCAGUGAGCGCAAGAAUGUGCUGCAGUUGAAACUCCAGCAGCGCCGGACGCGGGAGGAGCUGGUGAGCCAGGGGAUCAUGCCGCCUUUGAAAAGUCCAGCUGCAUUUCAUGAGCAGAGAAGGAGCCUGGAGCGGGCCAGGACAGAGGACUAUCUGAAACGGAAGAUUCGUUCCCGGCCGGAGAGAUCAGAGCUGGUCAGGAUGCACAUUUUGGAAGAGACCUCGGCUGAGCCCUCUCUCCAGGCCAAGCAGCUGAAGCUAAAGAGAGCCAGGCUUGCCGAUGAUCUCAAUGAAAAGAUUGCACAGAGGCCUGGCCCCAUGGAGCUUGUGGAGAAGAACAUCCUGCCUGUGGAGUCCAGCCUGAAGGAAGCCAUUAUUGUGGGACAGGUGAAUUACCCAAAAGCAGCAGACAGCUCUUCCUUCGACGAGGACAGCAGUGAUGCCUUAUCCCCCGAGCAGCCUGCCAGCCAAGAGUCCCAGGGCUCAGUGCCAUCACCCCUGGAGUCCCGAGUCAGCGAAACAUUGCCCAGUGCCACAUCCAUAUCCCCCGCUCAGGUUCUUUCUCAGCUCUCAAUGGGCCCGGAUUCUGGAGAGACACUUUUCCUGGCAGAGCAGCCUCCUCUGCCUCCCCCACCCCUGCUGCCUCCCAGCCUCACCAAUGGAACCGCAGUCGCCACCGCCAAGCCUGCCCCCACACUCAUUAAGCAAAGCCAGCCCAGAAGUGCCGGCGAGAAGCCGCAGCGCGGGAAGAAGGCCAAGGAGCCGAAGCCAAAGGUGCGGAGGCUCAAGUACCACCAGUACGUGCCCCCGGACCAGAGGCAGGACAGGGGCGCGCCGCCCAUGGACUCCUCCUAUGCCAGGAUCCUGCAGCAGCAGCAGCUCUUCCUGCAGCUGCAGAUCCUCAACCAGCAGCAGCAGCAGCAGCAACAGCAGCACUACAACUACCAGGCCAUCCUGCCUGCGCCGCCCAAACCAGCGAGUGAGGCUCUGGGGAGCACUGCGACCCCCCCAGCACGCAGCCUGUCCACCACAGGCAGCAGUUCCAGCUCAAGCACCCCAGGGCCUGGUGGACUGGUGCGUCAGAACAGCACCUCACUGACUGGCAAGCCUGGAACCCUGCCUGCCAACCUGGAUGACAUGAAGGUGGCAGAGCUGAAGCAGGAACUGAAGCUGCGGUCCUUGCCUGUCUCAGGCACCAAGACGGAGCUGAUCGAGCGUCUGCGUGCCUACCAAGACCAAGUCAGCCCGGCCCCAGGAGCCUCCAAGGCGCCUACAGCCACCUCUCUUCUGUCCAAGGCUGGUGAAGUGGUGGUCGCCUUCCCUGCUGCCCGGCUGGGCACAGGAUCAGCCCUUGUAGCAGCAGGCCUGGCUCCAGCAGAGGUGGUCGUGGCCACAGUGACCAGCAACGGCGUGGUGAAGUUUGGCAGCACAGGCUCCACACCCCCUGUGUCUCCCACCCCUUCAGAGCGCUCACUGCUCAGCACGGGUGACGAAAACUCCACACCUGGGGACACCUUUGGUGAAAUGGUAACAUCACCCCUGACACAGCUCACCCUGCAGGCUUCACCACUGCAAAUCCUCGUGAAGGAGGAGGGUCCCCGUGCUGCACCCUGCUGCCUGAGCCCUGGGGCGCGGGCUGAGCUGGAGGGCUUGGACAAGGACCAGAUGCUGCAGGAGAAGGACAAGCAGAUCGAGGAGCUGACACGCAUGCUCCGGCAGAAGCAGCAGCUGGUCGAGCUGCUCCGGCUGCAGCUAGAGCAGGAGAAGCGGGCCCAGCAGCCCGCGCCUGCGCCGGUGCCGGCCCUAGCCCCAGCCCCGGCCAGCGCUCCCGUGAAGCAAGAAAGCAGCUUCUCCAGUUGCCAGCUGAGCUGCCAGCUCCAGGGUCCUGUUCACCCCUUCAGCCCUGGCCUGGUGAUCCCUUCUGCCAACCAUGGAGACACUCAUGUACCAGCACCAGGGACCCCUGCUGUCGUGGUGAAGCAGGAAGCCGGGCCACCUGAGCCAGAUCUGGCCCCUGGCCCCCAGCUGCUCUUGGGCCCACAGGCCACUAGCCAUCUCAAGAGGAUCGCCCCUCCCACCCUGGUCACUGACUCCACAGGGACCCACCUUGUCCUCACUGUGACCAAUAAGGAUGCAGAUGGCACUGCACUGUCUAGUGGGAGCCCUCAGCAGCCCUUGUCCCAGCCUGGCUCACCAGCCCCUGGCCCACCUGCGCAAAUGGACCUGGAACACUCACCACAGCCUCCAUUUGGGACUCCCACUUCUCUCCUGAAGAAGGAGCCACCUGGCUAUGAGGAGGCUGUAACCCAGCAGCCCAAACAGCAGGAAAAUGGCUCCUCAAGUCAACAGAUGGAUGACCUGUUUGAUAUUCUUAUUCAAAGUGGAGAAAUUUCAGCAGAUUUCAAGGAACCACCAUCUCUACCAGGCAAGAAGCCACCGUCAGUAGCAGCCUGUGGGUCACCCCUGACAGCGCAACCUUCACCCUCCACUGAGCUCCCUCAGGCUGCCCCACCUCCACCAGGCUCUCCAGCCCUUCCAGGGCGCCUGGAGGACUUCCUGGAGAGCAGCACAGGCCUUCCCCUGCUGACCAGUGGUCAUGAGGGGCCAGAGCCCCUUUCCCUCAUUGAUGACCUCCACAGCCAGAUGCUGAGCAGCUCUGCUAUCCUAGACCACCCCCCGUCACCCAUGGACACCUCAGAAUUGCACUUUGCUCCUCCUGAGCCCAGCAGUAGCAUGGGCCUGGACUUAGCUGAUGGCCACCUUGAUAGCAUGGACUGGCUGGAGCUGUCAUCAGGGGGUCCUGUACUCAGCCUGGCUCCACUCAGCACCGCAGCCCCCAGCCUCUUUUCCACAGACUUCCUUGAUGGCCACGAUUUGCAGCUGCACUGGGAUUCCUGCUUGUAGCCCUCCAGCUCCAAACAGGCUGGGAAAAGGCCUGAAGUUGAGCCUUAGAAGGGGAGCUAGCUGCCAACUGUGUGGUUGUGUCUUGACAAUCACAGUCUCUGCUCUUUCCCAUCCCGGGAGGCGAGGCGGGAGCAGAGGGCCUCUACCUGGCUCAGCCUCUCCAGGGCAGAAGACAGAACCUGCCAAACUACUCUGGGCUCCAUGCUGGGGACUUAAGAGGCCUGGCCAGGGCCAGUUCAAUUCGACCUCCUUUUCUGAGGUCAGAGGUGCCCAGGUGGGUCCAGGGCUGACUUGCUUUCCUUCUUGGUGAUGAAAGAAGCUAACCACACCCCUUAACCACCAUCACUCAUGUCAGCCAGUCCCAGGGGUCUGGCUUCCUGAAAGGGAGUGCUCUGCCAGUGUAAUGUCUUGGUGUAGUGUAACCAUUUAGUGGUUGGUGGCAAAAACUUCCUGUACAGCUGUAUAUACCUCUAUAUUAUAUAUCGACAUACAUAUAUAUAUAUAUAUGUACUUUGGAGGGGGUGGGAGACGUGUGGCUGCCUCCCACCUGAUUCCACAGAGGCCUGGAGGGCUGCACUUGCAAGAGGCUUGAUGCAGGGUCACCCUGGGCUGUGUGCAGCAUAGCCCAGUACCCAGCCUGGCAUGCAGCUGCCUAGGCCCACCCCUCACGUGUGUGACAUGUAGACACCCUGCCAUGGCCUACACCCAACUACCUGCUUCCUUAGUGCCACAAGGGCAGAGGCGCUUCCUGGCCUGUGUCAGAAGCUCUAAACCCGCACCCACAUUCCAUCCCAUUGCCUCUUGCAGCCAACAUUGGCCUUGGACUGGACGGCCCAGCGCCACCUGCUGGUGGCUCAGAAGCUGCGGCUGCCUGUCUGCCACCAUCCUUGUUCUGGCCUGAUUCAUAAAGGAGUAGGGAUGGAAUUCCCAAAACCAGUGCUGGGACAAAGGUGGGAAAGCUGUGUGACUUUUUUUAAAAUAAAAACAAGACUCCUUA
This is a messenger RNA of Jaculus jaculus (lesser Egyptian jerboa), 4258 nucleotides long. It is a transcript of the gene Mrtfa, whose product is annotated as myocardin related transcription factor A. Gene Ontology annotation, biological process: smooth muscle cell differentiation. The transcript has 15 exons. The record is from RefSeq and is a predicted model, not a curated record. The coding region runs from base 1 to 3261 and encodes 1086 amino acids. NCBI's taxonomy places the organism in Eukaryota, Metazoa, Chordata, Mammalia, Rodentia, Dipodidae.